AUGGUUCUCUAUCUGCUCUACCCAUUUGAGUCACUAGGAACUUUAAAAAAUACAGAUGUGUGGAUCAAGCGAUUCCAAGAGCUAUCCUCAGAGAUCAAAACUGGAUCAAAACAGGAUGUCAGACGAACUGACAUCCUGACGGCAAUGAUCCAGGCUUGGCCCUUCUCCUAUCUUCCUCUUGGAACCCUGAUGAAGACUAAAGACCUAAAGAUCCUUCAGGCUGUGCUAGAAGGAUUGAAUCUGCUGAUUAAUGAGAAGGUUCGCCCCAGGAAGUGGAAACUUGCAGUACUUGAUUUGCGGAAUUACAUCGAGGAGUUGGAACUAAAUACAGGGUGGAAUUUGUUCAACCUGUCAUAUUUUGCCCUUUACUACCUGGGUGAGAUGAGAAAUCUUUGUACAUUUCUUCUCAAGCAGACCCACAAGAAUUUCAUCAACAUUGUAAAUACUUCCAGAGACACAGAGAAGAAAUGUGUCACCAAGUUCAUUUCUCAGUUCUCCAAACUGAGCUCUCUCCAGCAUAUCUAUAUGGAUGGUGUCAGUUUUCUCAGUGACCACAUGAAAACAGUUGUUCAGGCUCCUGGAGACCCUAUCACUCUCUGCCGGUUUUCACAGUCAAAUUUGAAUUCCUUGUCCCUGUGUCAGAGCCUCAGUCAGCUUAAGUACCUGAACCUGAGAGGUAUUGAAUUAUUCAAUUUAUGUCCUGUGCCUCUCCAAUUUCUCCUGAGAGUUUCAGACACUCUGCAGACCCUGGUAUCAGAGCACUGCAGGAUGGGGGACUCUGAGCUCAGUGCCCUCCUGCCUGCCCUCAGCCAAUGCCCCCAUCUCACCAAGAUCAAUUUCAAUGACAUCUCCACAUCUGUCCUGAAGGACCUUCUCCUCCAUAUGGCUGAGCUAUACCCUGCCCCUCUGGAGUGCUACGAUGAUGUGGGUCUUAUUAUCUCAAAGACCCUUGUUCAGUAUUGUCGUGUGCUCAUGGAUACACUCAGGGCUGUGAGGCAUCCCAAGACAGUCUCCUUUGCUACGUAUUUCUGCUCUGAGUGUUACAACUGCUGUGUCUAUGACAUGGAGAUGAAACUUUGUUGUUGUUGGCAGUAA
Molecule: messenger RNA, 1095 nt
Organism: Nannospalax galili (Upper Galilee mountains blind mole rat)
Lineage: Eukaryota; Metazoa; Chordata; Mammalia; Rodentia; Spalacidae
Product: PRAME family member 12-like
Cellular component (GO): cytoplasm
Source: RefSeq, a predicted model, not a curated record